Messenger RNA from Nymphalis io (European peacock), 2253 nucleotides. It is a transcript of the gene Mtmr6, whose product is annotated as myotubularin-related protein 6. Lineage: Eukaryota; Metazoa; Arthropoda; Insecta; Lepidoptera; Nymphalidae. The transcript has 17 exons. The coding region runs from base 16 to 2094 and encodes 692 amino acids. Gene Ontology annotation, biological process: dephosphorylation. The record is from RefSeq and is a predicted model, not a curated record. Gene Ontology annotation, molecular function: phosphatase activity.
UUAUUAACAUUAAAAAUGGCGUUUAGUUCUAUAACUUCUUCGACGAUGUUCGGUGAACUUGGUAGGUUGGCGAAUUGGCUUAAGGGUGAUUGUGUUGCACCCGAGGAGUUUAGCGGACUUGCUGUUACUGAAAAGUUGGAGAAUGUUCAGAUGCUGGAUAAAUAUAACCUUCGAAAUCCAUCGAAGGGCACGCUGUACUUCGCUACGACGCAUCUCAUAUUCGUCGAUCAUGAAAUGAGAAAAGAAACAUGGAUUCUCCUAAUGCACAUAUCGUCUGUUGAACGUUUACCAAUAACAACAACGGGCUCGCCAUUGCUCGUUCGUACCAAAACCUUCCAGUCGGUAUUCUUCGUGAUACCGCGCGAGAGGGACUGCCAUGAGAUGCAUCAGACGCUUUUGAGAUUGAGUCAGCCAGUUCAUUUGGAUGAAUUAUACUGUUUCCACUACAAAUCCACUCCGGAUGAUUUGCCGAAGUCAGCGGGCUGGAACUUCUUCGAUAUACAGACAGAGUUUCAAAGGAUGAAUGUACCGAAUGAACAGUGGGUCCUUUGUACCGCAAACAAGGAAUAUGAACUCUGUGACACUUAUCCAAGCGAAAUCUACGUCCCAGCACGAGCGUCUACAGCUGUGCUCUUAGGCAGUGCCAGCUUCAGAUCACGGGGUCGUUUACCAGUCCUCGCUUAUUUACAUCACAAUAAAGCAGCUAUUGCUAGAUGUAGUCAGCCGUUAAGUGGAUUUUCGGCUCGAUGUAUGGAAGACGAACAAAUGCUGGAUCUGAUCAGGCGAGCGAAUCCCAACUGCGGUUACAUGUAUGUUGUUGACACGAGGCCCAGGAUAAACGCAAUGGUUAAUCGCGCAGCCGGUAAAGGUUACGAAAAUGAAGCAUUCUACGAGAACAUAAAGUUUCAGUUCAUGGGCAUCGGGAAUAUCCAUGUGAUGCGGAAGAGUUUACAGAAAAUAGUCGAAACUUGCGAACAAAACAGCCCAACGAUGUCAUCGUUCCUCAAUGGACUGGAAUCUUCCGGUUGGCUCAAACAUAUAAAGUCGAUCCUCGACACGUCCUGGUGGAUCGCCAGCGCGAUCGAGAGCGGCGUGAGUGUGUGCGUGCACUGCAGCGACGGCUGGGACCGCACCGCGCAAGUGUGCUCGCUCGCCGCGCUCUGUCUCGAGCCGCACUACCGCACCAUCAACGGCUACCAGGCACUCAUCGAGAAGGACUGGCUCUCCUUCGGCCACAAGUUCACGGCCCGCUGCGGUCACGUGGCUUGCGACUCGCGGGAGAGGUCUCCCGUCUUCACGCAGCUCCUGGACUGCACGUGGCAGUUGUUUAGACAAACGCCAGAGGCAUUCCAGUUCAACGAGAGAUUUCUCCUAACGCUACACGAUCACGCGCAUGCGUGCCAGUACGGCACGUUCAUCGGGAACUGUCAGAAAGACCGCCGUGAUUUGAGAUUGUCUGAACGCACGUUCUCCCUGUGGGGUUACAUGGCGAGCCAUCUAAAUGAGUACAAAAAUCCACUCUAUAACCCCAAAGCACACCCAGACGUACUCAAACCAGAUUUGAAUGCACAGAGUAUAAGGUUCUGGCGCGGCAUGUACUGCCGGCACGAGAGCGGCGUGCACCCGCGGGAGGCGCUGGCCGACAUCCUGCCCGCCGCCGUCGAGCACUCCGGCGCGCUCACUCACCACAUCGACUACCUCGCCAAGAGAAUAUCAACAUUCAAGAACCUUCUCUCUGGACGUAAAGCCGAAAAGAGCAGAGAGACUGCGGUAGUCAACUACCAGAACGGCGCCGACGACACCGUGGAAAUCGAGACCAAAGUGGAAGGUCUACAGAUAGACAACAAACUGCUGUACGAGUCGGGCGGCUCGCUGUCGGAGCUGGAGUGCGCCACGCACGACCACCCGCUCAAGGAGCCCGACUCGCAGAACAUACCACUCAUAACUGAGAAAAUGGACGCGUCCAUACCCCCGAGUCUCGUUCAACUCGAGGCCGAGAUAAACACUGUUGCUUUGGAUUGGAAAAGUAUUAAGAACGUAACGGAGUGCAGCUGUUCCACGCCUCUCGACCACUUCAGCAGGAAGGUCUGGUGACACCCACCAGCUAACUUAGGAACAUCAAAUAAAAACUUUAAUGAUCAUAUUGUAAGAGUUGUAAUGUAUUUGUAUUUUUGAUUGUAUAAUGUGAUAUAGCAAAAAAUAUCUGUUAUUGUUAUUUCUGUUUCGAUUGUUAUAAUGGUUAAUUGUACCUUA